AUGAGUGGGGGAGCCACUCGAUCUCUUCUACAAUCAAAAAUGAUGAUGGUCUGCUUCUUGAUAGUUAUUUUGUUUUUUUUUGCAAACGAAGCACAUACUUCACAAUUAAAUUUAGAGGAUGCGCUAUUCUUGACAAAAAACUCAUUCAAAGAGCUAAAGGAGCAGUAUUUGUCGAAUGGGAUAGCCAAGGACCAGGUGAAGAAAAUACAUUACCAGGGAAGGAAUACAUUUGACAUAGAUCAUCCCUUUAAUAAUGUUGUUAAUUCAUUUUUCCCAAUAGACUCAGUCAUAGAGUAUAACAUUUCGAGCAGUGAUGAACCGGCGAACGAGUCCCUUCAUCAAAUGACUGCGAGAUAUGCUGCAUUUAGCCCUAUUUUGAAUGAAGAUUUGAAAAGCAAAUACUCAAUAUUUCCAUAUGACGCUUGUCAGAAGCUAAAUGAAACUGGUUACGAGAAAUUUCAAGAUAAAAUUUUAAUUCUACUAAGAGGUGGUUGCACCUUUGUUGAUAAGGUUACAAAUAUUAUUGAAUCAAGCAUUGAUCCAAAAGCGGUCAUAAUUGGCAACAACGAACCACAAAAGGGCUUGAUAACAAUGUAUCUGGCUACCUUUAAUGAUGACAAUAUGUUGCGGAUUCCUAUUUUGUUUGUGACGUAUGAGGACUAUCAAACCUUAAAGGAUCUUAAAAAGUUGGAUUUGGUUAUAUCUAUUAGUACUGCGGCAUUGGGAAGCUGGUUUAAUAUCUUGUUGUCUAUGGUUUUGUCGCCUCCACUAUUGAUAUUUUUAUUCUAUGCAUUCGUCAAAUUCUUUCAAAUGUGGCGUAGAAAGCAGAACAACAAGAAAAAUCAAAACUUAGUCAAGAAGCUACACGUCUACAUAUAUAAUCGAACGCAUUUGAUAGAUGCUAACUAUUUUGAUCAUUAUUUGAAAGUCACUGGCCAAGUAAAGCCGUCAGCAAUGCAUCUAUCAUCUUCACUGAGGUCAGCUUCAAAUGAACCGAGCCCAGCGUCUUCGAGAAGCUCCUUGAAUGGCUUAGUAAUUAACGGCGUCAAUCUUAAGGGAUCAUCGAAUCUGCUACAUGUUUUGGUGGCACCUGAAGACUUUUAUCCGACUUAUAAAUGUUCCAUUUGCCUCGAAAAGUUCGUUCCCUUACAGUCGAGAGUCUUAUUAUUGGACUGUAAGCAUUUAUAUCAUGAGACAUGUUUAUCAAACUGGUUGAUCAAUUUUAGGCGAAGCUGCCCUUUAUGUAAUAAUACAUUUGAUCGAAACAAAAUACCUUAUGUUCUGCACAGUCUUGGAGGAUCUGGAUACGGCAGCGUCGAUCACGUUGAUAAUGAAUUUCUGGGAAUGGGUGCCAGUCGGUCAGAUUUAUCCUUGGAGGCUGAAAACCAAGAACAAGUCAUACCAUUUGAAGCACCUUCGCCGAAUAAUGGAGUUAUUAUCCAGGAUGAGCCCGAAUCAAAUGCUAUAUCUCAACAUAUGGGAUCUUCAUCACAGACGGAACAGAAAUUGGUACCAGAGCCGGCUCUGGUACAUCCACCGUCCUCUUCUAAAAGCACAUCUGACUCCGUUCGCUCGAAUGUGUCUUUCUUCUCAGCAAAGUCGCAAUCAGAUCCUACUAAUAUGUCUACUUUUCAUCAUUACAGUAGGCCACUGCAGGUUCUAAGCAGGUUUGCUUCUUUCGCAAGUUCCGAUUCUGGUAAGGAACUAAGUCAAAGUAUAGACUCCAACGAUUUUGUCACAGCGAAAUCUGCCCUCGCAUCUCCAGUAAGGCUCAGUAGCCAGGACUCGACAUCAAGAGAUACAGAUAUCUCUGCUCUUUCUGACUCUACAAUCACGGAAGAGCCUCAUGUUACAUAA
Messenger RNA from Priceomyces carsonii, 1857 nucleotides. RefSeq lists its product as uncharacterized. The transcript has a single exon. Lineage: Eukaryota; Fungi; Ascomycota; Pichiomycetes; Serinales; Debaryomycetaceae. Gene Ontology annotation, biological process: ubiquitin-dependent protein catabolic process. Gene Ontology annotation, molecular function: ubiquitin protein ligase activity. The record is from RefSeq and is a predicted model, not a curated record. Bases 1 to 1857 code for a protein of 618 amino acids.